Molecule: messenger RNA, 291 nt
Organism: Blepharisma stoltei
Lineage: Eukaryota; Ciliophora; Heterotrichea; Heterotrichida; Blepharismidae
Source: the annotation of a GenBank genome assembly
AUGGAGCCUAAAAGGUUAGUUAUAAUUUUAGAAAGCAUCGAUGGUGUUACAAGAAUCCAAGAAGUAUAUGAGCAAUGGAAGUACUCAAUGCUAGCCCAAGCUAUAGAAAAUAUUUAUAGGAUACCUAAAGAUGCUCAAUUAAUUUUUUUCGAAAGGAAAUUACAUAGGUAUGCUGAAGAUAAAGACAAAACAUUGGGAGAAUUGGGAAUAAAAACAACUCUAAAAUAUGUUUCAUCCAUAAGAAACCAAUGUGUUAAGUAUAAUUGGAUAUUUAGAAAUAUUUUAAUAUAA